This is a messenger RNA of Capra hircus (goat), 803 nucleotides long. Its product is annotated as transcription factor IIIB 90 kDa subunit. Gene Ontology annotation, molecular function: RNA polymerase III type 3 promoter sequence-specific DNA binding; TBP-class protein binding; RNA polymerase III general transcription initiation factor activity. Lineage: Eukaryota; Metazoa; Chordata; Mammalia; Artiodactyla; Bovidae. Gene Ontology annotation, biological process: transcription by RNA polymerase III; DNA-templated transcription initiation; transcription preinitiation complex assembly. The coding region runs from base 43 to 786 and encodes 247 amino acids. Gene Ontology annotation, cellular component: nucleus; transcription preinitiation complex; transcription factor TFIIIB complex. The transcript is spliced from 3 exons. The record is from RefSeq and is a predicted model, not a curated record.
GCGGCGGCCUGGAGCGCGGGCCGGGCCCCCGGAGCCGCCGGCAUGACGGGCCGCGUGUGCCGCGGCUGCGGCGGCACCGACAUCGAGCUGGACGCGGCGCGCGGCGAUGCCGUGUGCACCGGCUGCGGCUCGGUGCUCGAGGACAACAUCAUCGUGUCCGAGGUGCAGUUCGUGGAGAACAGCGGCGGCGGCUCGUCGGCCGUGGGCCAGUUCGUGUCCCUGGACGGUGCUGGCAAAGCCCCAACCCUGGGCGGCGGCUUCCACGUGAGCCUGGGAAAGGAGUCGCGAGCACAGACGCUGCAGAACGGGCGGCGCCAGAUCCACCACCUGGGGAACCAGCUGCAGCUGAACCAGCAUUGCCUGGACACCGCGUUCAACUUCUUCAAGAUGGCUGUGAGCAAGCACCUGACGCGCGGCCGGCGGACGGCGCACGUGGUGGCGGCCUGCCUCUACCUGGUGUGCCGCACGGAGGGCACCCCGCGUAUCCUUCGCUGCCCGGCCUCCCGGCGCCGGCCGCGCCUCUCUCUGCUCGCGGGCCGCCCCGCUGACCUGGCUUCCUUCUGGCCUCCUCUUCCCCGGUGUCCACGUGCGUCCCUUUCGCUCUGGGAGAGCUUGUCUCCCCGCCGGGCCUCCGCCUCCGCUCUCCUGGUGGGAGCUGGGGCAGCGGUGUGUCCCGGGCCCUUCCUGGGGCGGGGCUGCCGCGCGCGUGCAGGAGCCCCGGCCUCUCUGCCCCUCCUCGCUCGCCGUUUCCCUCCGUGUGGUCGCCGCAGCCUUCCCCGCGCGUAGGUGGCCCGGCUGCGGCC